CGACAGCGCAGCGUGUGGUGGUCCGCUCCAGUCCUGCUGUCCGAAAUGUCGCAGAAGACGUACGCGCUGCUCCUGGCCGCCAUGAUCUGCUCGGCCGCUGUCGCAAAAGAGGAAAAGAGCCGGUGGUCUUGGACUGAUAUUGGGAUUGCAGCCGCUGGUGGAGUGGUCGCCGUGGCAGCCGCCCCUGUGGCGCUGGGGGCGGCCGGGUUCACCUCGGCGGGCAUCGCCGCCGGAUCCCUGGCGGCCCAGAUGAUGUCAUCCGCGGCCAUAGCCAAUGGCGGAGGAGUAGCGUUGGGGGGCGUGGUGGCUGCCCUACAAUCCGCAGGCACCGGGAUAGCAGUGUACAAAACAGCAGCUGCUGGAGCUGCUGCGACGUAUGCUGCAAAGAAAUAUCUUGAGGGCGAUGAAUGACUGAGCGCCGAGAAGACCUUCUUACACUACUAGUUCUGCACAAAGACAAACUGAAAUGAAGAACAUUUGCCCCAACAUAACUCUUUUUCUACUUUUCCUUUUCACCUCAUGAUUUAUUUUGUGUCUGAAUAUCUGGCACCGACAGAUAUAACUGAAGACCAAGGAGCUACAAAAGUCUAAAAUCAGCUCCACUAUUGGUCCUCAGACAGUGAAAAUCUGUUGGUGUCCCUAGAAAUGUCAGCUCAGAUGGUCACCUCAUCCAGAUCAGAAGCUUUUCUUUAAUAGUCGAAGAGGGUCUCAUUUCUGACAUGUUAAAACAUCUUUUCCAUUCCUGUUGCUACUGCUUGUUGAAUAAAUAUGGGAUUGUGGUGAGCA
Lepisosteus oculatus (spotted gar) is the source of this 786-nucleotide messenger RNA. Its product is annotated as interferon alpha-inducible protein 27-like protein 2A. The record is from RefSeq and is a predicted model, not a curated record. Gene Ontology annotation, biological process: apoptotic signaling pathway. Gene Ontology annotation, cellular component: mitochondrion; membrane. NCBI's taxonomy places the organism in Eukaryota, Metazoa, Chordata, Actinopteri, Semionotiformes, Lepisosteidae.